AUGACUGUUUCUGAUGCUGCAGUAAAAGCUGUUGUUUGUUAUGAAACUGACUUAAACGUUAAUUGGUUAUCACCGUUGGCUUAUCAGUUGCACUGUACUUCUCAAAAAUUACCAAGUGACAGAAUUAAAGAUACAGUUAUUUACCAAAGCUUCCUUCUCCUCUAUGGAGUUACCUCGCUACUUGCGGCCUUACUGCAUAGAAGUGUUAUGUCCUUCUAUUUCUUUGAUUUUCCGGUAGCCGUACUAAUUGUUCAGACCGUUGUGCUAUUAAGCGUUCUAGAAUUUGCCAGCAUCUACUUAUCCCUCCAUGCCACUGAAGGUCUCGUGAUGCCUCAGUUUGCAAGCGUCAAAGCUUUCCUUCCGAUUGCAGUUCAAAUAGCCAGUGUUUGGCUUUACCGACGAAGCUCUUUACCUCCCUCUCUGACAGCUGCUGUUGUAGGCCUCUCUUUCGGCUGUUGCUUAACCAAUCUACUUGAUCCAGUUUUCGAUGCAUGGUCGAUUAUUUACGGCAUUGCCGCUAUCGCAAUGCAAGCAGGAAGUCUUAUCAUAUUUCAAGAUCUACUUCAAAAGAUCAGUUUCUCAGAAUUGCUUUACUAUAACUGCUUUAACAGCUUUAUCACACUGCUUGUCAUCGACAUUGUUCAGGAUGAAAUCCGGGAUUCUGUAUUCUUCAUCUUUACAAGCUCUACCUGGUCUUUUGUUAUCUGUCUAGCUUCUGUUGUCGUAAUGGGCAUUGCUGUACAGUGUUUUACAAUAGCUUGCCUGCAAAAUGCUGGAGCUCUUGCGCUUUGUGUAGUUGGCAGCGUUCGAAGUGCACUUCAGGUUUAUUUCGCUCAUUUCUUUGCCAUCACUAUUUACUAUGAUUUGGCACCCGGGUUUGAAAACUUCGCCGGCCUGGUAAUGACGAUUGUAUGCGGAGCCAUUUUGGCAUAUCAGUUUUAUCAGAAUCGUUUGAACCGUCCGUCGCAAUGGCCACAGACUCUGUAA
This is a messenger RNA of Enterobius vermicularis (human pinworm), 987 nucleotides long. Lineage: Eukaryota; Metazoa; Nematoda; Chromadorea; Rhabditida; Oxyuridae. The record is from the annotation of a GenBank genome assembly.